AUGUCGUUUUCCCGGAGCCUGGGGCGGGGCUCAGUGCGGCCGUUUGCUCGGCGCAUAGGCAACUUCAGUAGUCUCGACAUCAACCUCAAUCUCGCGUCAAGACGAGGGGUCGUCACAGAGGCAGAUGUUGAGAGUGCUCGGAAAUAUUGUGUCGGCCAGCUGAGACACGGCGACUACGACGCAUAUCUCAUCCGCCAAUUUGUGCCUCGUUCUGCUCAGCAUGCCUACGAUGCUCUGCGCACGCUCAACCUUGAGCUCGCCAGGCUCCCAGAGACUGUGUCAAAUCCCACAAUACGCCAGCUGAGGCUGCAAUUCUGGAAGGACACCGUCAACAAGACUUUUGCUGGCAACCCUCCACGGGAACCCAUCUCCAUCCUCCUUCACAAGAACAUUACAGAUCUCGCCGAGAGGACCGGCUCAAGCACCGCCGCUAAUUCCAUCAAGUUCUGGCUGCUGCGCUUCAUCAACACCCGGGAGGCGUUCAUGGACAACAGACCCUUCACCAACCUGGCUGCUCUCGAGGACUACGCCGAGAACACAUACUCGACUCUGAUGUACAUUACACUGGCUGCCAUGGGCAUGCGUUCUGUCCAUAUGGAUCACCUCGCCAGCCACAUUGGCAAGGCCUGUGGUAUAGUGGCUGUUCUCCGAGGUGUUCCCAUUCUAGCUGCGCCACCGAGGCCUGUCCAAACUCCCGCCGGCGGCGUCGAAGCUGGAAACAACAGGAGCCAGGCGCUUCUCUUACCGCUCGAUGUCAUGGCUGAAGUGGGUUUGCGGGAGGAGGAUGUCUUCCGUCAUGGACCCAAUGCGCCAGGCCUCCAAGACGCUAUCUUCAAGGUGGCGACACGAGCCAAUGACCAUCUCAUCACAGCUCGGGACAUGUUGAACAACAUCCACCAGAAUAUGGACCCUGGCCACGAGUAUGAGCACCAAGGGGAGUCUGGUCAUCUGUAUGAGGGCGCCUACGAGGAGGGCGCUACCAAGGCUGAAGUCAAACGAGGCUUUGGCGUGCUUCUCGAAGCUGUGCCUUCGAGCGACUAUCUGGAACGCAUCGAGAAGGCCAACUUCGAUCCAUUCCAGAUCCGCAACAGCUGGAAGCUGCCGUGGCGCAUCUGGCGAGCACUUAGACAACAUCAUGUGUAGCAACAUGAGUGGAAUAUGCACCAGCUAAGGCUUUGACGGAAUUUUUCGUCAUUGGCGAGCCCUUGCACCAAUCAUUGCUGUGAUUCCUAACUAGCAUAUUAUCCCGCAUGAGUUGCAAUGUGGUGGUGAUGGCUCGAAAUCUUGGUCACUUUCGCCUGUCAACGGAAUGAACACGUCAGGUUGACAAUGAACGACGGUAUAGCU
Cryphonectria parasitica EP155 is the source of this 1347-nucleotide messenger RNA. RefSeq lists its product as uncharacterized. The transcript is spliced from 2 exons. Gene Ontology annotation, biological process: mitochondrial respiratory chain complex I assembly; biosynthetic process. Gene Ontology annotation, cellular component: mitochondrion. The record is from RefSeq and is a predicted model, not a curated record. The coding region runs from base 1 to 1143 and encodes 380 amino acids. Lineage: Eukaryota; Fungi; Ascomycota; Sordariomycetes; Diaporthales; Cryphonectriaceae.